Molecule: messenger RNA, 1908 nt
Organism: Ostreococcus lucimarinus CCE9901
Lineage: Eukaryota; Viridiplantae; Chlorophyta; Mamiellophyceae; Mamiellales; Bathycoccaceae
Exons: 1
Coding region: 1-1908 (635 amino acids)
Biological process (GO): regulation of alternative mRNA splicing, via spliceosome; mRNA cis splicing, via spliceosome
Cellular component (GO): U2-type prespliceosome; catalytic step 2 spliceosome; U2 snRNP
Molecular function (GO): protein binding; RNA binding
Source: RefSeq, a predicted model, not a curated record
AUGGAGCUCGCGAAGUCUACCGUGGACACUGGGAUUGGAGAGAGGAGCGUGAAGGUGGAUAACGCGCGCGCGGUGUCGCUGGAGACGCACACGCAGACGGUGGGGGUGAUUAUACCGCCGCCGGACGUGCGAGUGAUCGUGGACAAGACGGCGCAAUUCGUGGGGAAGAAUGGACCGGAGUUUGAGCAGAGGAUCUUGGCGUCGGAGAAGAAUAACGUCAAGUUCAACUUCUUGACCGAGGGAGACCCCUAUCACGCGUACUACCGACAGCAAGUGGACGAGGCGAAGGCGCAGGCGAACGGAACGGCGAAGACGGAGACGGAGACGCGAGCCGCCGCGCCGGUGGCUGAGCAAGUCCUGGUGAAACCGAGCACGGGUACCGCCAAGCCCGUGGUUUUGGAACCACCUAAGAGCGAUGAAUUCACUAUCCCUAUUCCAGCGGGCAUCUCGUCGGUAGAUCUCGACGUGAUUAAGACUACCGCACAGUUUGCAGCGAGAAAUGGGAAGAAGUUCGUCACCGCGUUGGCUGGGAAGGAACACGCCAACCCGCAGUUCAACUUUCUCAAGCCUCAUCACUCCAUGUUUACGUUUUUCACCGCCCUUGCGGACGCAUACGAGAAAAUUUUAGCCCCAGACACGGCUCUGCUCGAAUCUCUGGAGAAAGGUAGCGACAAGAGUGUGGUGUUGGAGCGCGUGUUGAAGCGCGUAGAGUGGGAGUCCGCGCAAAACAAGGCGAAGAAGGAUAAGGAAGACGCGGAAGAAGAAGAGCGCAUUCAGAUGGCGCUCAUCGACUGGCAUAGUUUUGUCGUCGUCGAAACCUUAGAUUUCGAAGAUGCCGAAGAUCGCGACUUACCACCACCGAUGCAGCUGAAUGAAGUCGUCGAAGCGAUGCGCAAGCAAGAACUCGAAGCGCCCUCAGUACCUGAGGACGUCGAAGGUCAAGCGGCCCCUGUUAUCACGGCCACCAUGGAUGAAGAGGAACGUGAACUUGUGCGUCAAGCGACAGAGCCGCGCUCGAAUCCUGAACCCCCUGUGGUGGAAAAUGUCGGCGCAAUGAAGGUUGUGCGAAACUACAAGAAGCCCGAGGAGCGCAAGACGGCUGUAGUUGACUCGACCAAGUUUGUAGUAUCCCCGAUCACUGGAGAGAUGAUUCCACUCGACCAAAUGGCGGAGCAUAUGCGUAUCUCCCUCAUCGAUCCUAAGUGGAAAAUCCAGAGAGAAGCCAUGAUGGCAAAACUUCAAGGGAGUACGCAGGCCUCUCACGAAGACGUCGCGGCGAACGUUUUGAAUUUGGCGAGAAAUCGCCCCGAUAUUUUCGGUUCCACGGAUGACGAGGUAUCGAAAGCGAUAAAUGCGGAAAUGCUGAAGAAGAGAUCGAUCGCUAAGGCGACCGCGCCGUCUCCCUCUAUUGCCCCGCCUUCCACCGCCGUAGCUCCACCGCCGCCCACUCGUGUUGCACCGCCUCCUCCGCCUCCGCCUCCAAAGGUUUUGACUCCUCCUCCGCCUCCAGCACCACAAGAGGAAAAGAAACGCGCAGCACCGGAGCCAGAAGAGGAGGUCGAACCUGAACCUAAGAAGUUGAAGGUGGGUGACGUUGAAUUAGACGAUGAAUCAGAGUUCUUGGAAGCAAAUCCCGGAGAGGCCACCAUCAACGUCGUGUGCCCAACUGUGGAGGGCGACAGUAGCUUGACGGGGCAGACGCUCGAAAUCAAAGUCAGUUCGCUCGCGGAUAAAAUUGUGGAUUUGAAGAGAUCGAUCAAGCCACUUGCUGGAGACCUCGCUCAAAAUAAACAAAAGCUCAGCACUCUUGGCUUGGGAUUCCUCAAAGACACAGCGAGUUUGGCGUAUUACAAUUUGAAAGACGGAUCGACGCUCAACUUGUCGAUCAAGGCACGGGGGAAAAGAUAG